UGCAAAGAAUAUUGGAUAUUCAAGCGUGAUACGAUUUGUAGUAAAUAUUUACAGUCCAAAGCCAAACUUUAAAAAUUCAAAUUAUUAGAAUAUUCAAAUAAGUUGCUAAGCAAGUUGUGUUGUGUGAAAUUCAAAGUGAACCCACCACACAAUUGAACAGAGCAACAAUUUGUAAUUCGCCGCAAUAAAUUCGCCGUGGCCGACAACCUGUUUGCUGUCAUACGAAUUCGUGCGCUCACUCGCCGGUAUUUUAUCUUGUCUUUCCUGCAUUGACGUAGAGAGCGUUACCUUCCACCAUUCCACCACAACAGCAAGUAACGUCGACGCAGCAGCAGCAGCAGAGGCCAGAGCCACGCAAAGCAGCAAUCGCAAGUUUGCCCAGGAUCGUCACCUCUAGCAGCAGCCGCAGGAAUCACAGCAGCAGCAGCAUGGAGCCCUACUGGAGCGAAGCUAAUGGACAUGCGGCACAUCCGGUUAAGUAUGAGAGCGAAGCAGCAGUCUCCAGUUUUCCUUAUUGCACAGAAUCUAGCUUAAAUUUUUCAACAUCGGCAACAGCAUACAGCGAGGAUGAUGCUGAAUAUGCCACCGGAAGACGUAACAAAACAUCGAGGCAAGAUCCACUGUCGCAUCGCAUCAUUGAGAAGCGUCGUCGCGAUCGCAUGAACUCCUGCCUGGCCGAUCUGUCUCGCCUCAUACCGCCACAGUAUCAACGCAAGGGACGUGGCCGCAUUGAGAAGACCGAAAUCAUCGAGAUGGCCAUCCGACAUCUGAAGCAUCUGCAGAGCGAGAUCCUCCAAAAGGAGAGCGAGUAUCGCAGCGGAUACAUGGACUGCAUGAAGGAGGCGGCCAAAUUCCUUUACGAUAGUCAAAUGCAGGACUUUUGCUAUCGACUGUUGGCCCGCUUGCAGGAGCACAUCGACGAGGUGUUCAAAGCCGACUGUUACAAGUCCACCCGCAGCUGCCAUGUGCCGGAUAAUGUUAGCGCUUCCAGUGGUAGCCCCCACCAGGCCUACCAUCCGCCGCUGUGCCAUCUGCGCGACAUGCUGGGUGCCUCGGAUGUGGAGCAUAGCAACGAUCAUAAUGAUGUCAAGGAUCUAAGCUUUCGCAACCAUCUCAAUCAGCUGCAUCGCAGUCAUCAAGCGACUGCGGCGGCCGUUGCUGCUGCCGCGGUGACCAAUGCCAGCGCAUCAAGCGCCAGCAUGGAGGGUCAAAGCGGGAAUAAGCUUGCUGCGGGCAAUGGCAUUGCUGCUGACAAUAUACCCACCAACUCCACGGGCUCCAAUACAGCCAGCAGCAAUGCGGCUAGCUCGACCACAUCUACGUCCACGUGCCACACGCUGACCAAGACGCCCGUCGGGGCUGCUGCAAUUGCUGCGCACCAGCAGCCGCAUCAGGCGGCAGUGAUUACAUCGACGGCACCUCAUCAUCACACGGACAGUAGCCAGCACGAUUUUGAGUCUUCGCAUGAGCCGAUGCUCCAUACGGACACCUCUAACAUGCAUUCGCCUCCGCCGCGGGACGCACUGCUGCAGCAGCAUGCGCAUCUGGUGCAUAAUCAUCACACAACGGACAGCCAGCUGUCAGCGAGAAUGCGCAACUACUCGGAGUCCUCGCAUGAAGUUGAACACAACAACAAUUACAAGUAUAAGAAUCACAUCAAGGAGCGCUUUGUGCACGAGCUGCACGACGAGGAGACGAGCAGCGAACACACGCCGCACCUGCAGAACGAUCAUUCACAUUUGCAUGCACUGUCCGAGCACUCCAAGGACGGCACCGAGCCAGAGAUAGCUCCCAUAAUGGCCAAAAAGCGUAAAUUGGCUGAGGCAGCAGCAGCCGCAGCGGCAGCCUGCAAUGGGGACCUGCCGUUGGACGUGCACAGCGAGACGAGCAACAUGAAUCCGGUACGCCCCAUGGGUCUGGUGCGUGACGAUAAGCCCUCCUUUAGCUUCAGUGAUAUUAAGGAUAUCAAGUCGGAGCUGCACAAUACAAAUUCCAAUUCUAGUCCGCUGCUGGCCAAGCUCAGCGCUGCUGCCGGCGCGCAGCUAAGCACGCCAAGUAGCACAACGGCUCCACUGCCGUCCCGACACUCGUUUACUGUACCCAUCUUUGCGUUGCACGGUCAGGGCAAUUACUAUGUGCCACUUAAUGUAGACUACAAUGCUCUGGUGCCGUACCUCAACGGUGUGGAUCUGCUCGAGAAGAGCUACACAAGCAUGCCCGUGGUGCACCCCAUUAACAUCAAUGUCAACUUUAUGCCCAGCUCAUCGUCGACAUCGCUGUUAGCGGCUGCAGCGGCAGCUGCUGCUGCUGCAGCCGUUGCUGCUGGCAAGCAACAGAACGUGGUUACCACAGCCGCUGGAUCGCUGAGCGCCAGCUCGGCAGCAGCUGCUGCCGCUGUGGCAAAAGCCAAGCUCGAGCAGGCUAUGAGCAACAGCUGGUAAGCUGUACCGGCGGAAGAGAACAAGUCUACCUCACUACUUCUGUGAAUAAUCAUCAAAUGAUUGAUUCCUAUAUUGUGCGAAAUUCAAACUGUUGGGAGUCGACUUGGAAACAACAGUAUAAACACACUACACACACACUCUACACACAAACACACACACACACAUAUAUACAAAAUUAUUUUGCUGUACAAAUAGACGAUUCAACUCAAGGACAUUAGCCCACCCAGUUCGAAACUGGGCGCUACCUAUUGGUCCCAUGAACAAAGUCUACAUCCAAAUGCAACUGUUAUUUACCAAUCAAAAGAAAAAAUGUAUCUGUAUCUGUGCUUAGUGACAGUUCAAUACAAACCAUUGUAAGGGAAGGAACUCUAUAAAUACAUAGACACAUGCACAGAUAUUGAAAUGUGCAUGUUUGAUGCCAAGAAGCAGCCCACGUUAAAAUCUAAUCUAUUGGAUUAAAACUAUAAUUAAUUGUGAAUUAAAUGUAUUUUUAGAUGUGUAACAUUUUUGCAACUAUAAUAAGUGUUGUGGUUUCAAAUCGGGCUCCAAGUGCGUUUUUUAAAUAGAUAAAUAUUCAUAAACCACUAGUCAAAUCAACAUUUAAGCAACAAAAAAAAACAAAACAGAAUGGAAAAGAGUUGACGUGUACAUAUUGAUGUCUUACAAAUUAUAGACAGUUUCUUUUAAGUUGGAUGAAUUAGUUUAAAGAUCAUAUUUAAGUGAUUUUUUUUCCAAAACUCUUGGGCAAAGCUAGAAAAGCAGUUAAUUUUUGUUAAAGGUUAUACCAAAUUUCAUUUUCGAAAUGGGGUUUACGUAGAUGA
Messenger RNA from Drosophila hydei, 3262 nucleotides. RefSeq names its product transcription factor cwo (gene cwo). NCBI's taxonomy places the organism in Eukaryota, Metazoa, Arthropoda, Insecta, Diptera, Drosophilidae. The transcript has 4 exons. The coding region runs from base 429 to 2441 and encodes 670 amino acids. The record is from RefSeq and is a predicted model, not a curated record. Gene Ontology annotation, cellular component: nucleus. Gene Ontology annotation, molecular function: DNA-binding transcription factor activity, RNA polymerase II-specific; protein dimerization activity; RNA polymerase II cis-regulatory region sequence-specific DNA binding. Gene Ontology annotation, biological process: anterior/posterior pattern specification; regulation of transcription by RNA polymerase II; regulation of neurogenesis.